UUAGACAAGCCUAUCACCCCUUUUAAUUUUGUUUAUUUUGGUCCAUCACAACUUCCGGUUUCCACUUUUUGAAAAUUUUUAUUUUUAUUUUGGUUUGCUCGAAUUAUAGCGUCUAAUCUGAAGUCUAAUCAAUGGAUGAAAUAAUUGUAUCUGCACCAGGAAAACUUAUUCUACAUGGAGAGCAUGCUGUGGUUUAUGGAAAGGUUGCUUUAGCUACAAGUCUAAAUCUACGAAGCUACUUGCGUCUGACAUCAUCAGUUGAUGAAGACAAUGUUUCACUUUCAUUGCCUGACAUCAACAUUAAAAAAACAUGGACCACUGAGAGUCUUCAAAAUCUAUUUAAAGAUGUGCAUGUGGAUGAAAUUUCUCAAAACUGUUUGAAUGAAUCCCUAGUAGAUGUCAUUAAAGAAUUUACUGAAUUCAAGGAUGAAUGGACGACAAGAGAUCUUGCUAUUGUGUCUUUCUUGUACAUGUACAGAUGUAUUGCAGUCACUGAUGGUCAUUACCCAGCAUUUAAUCUCAAGAUUGCGUCCAGUUUACCAAUCAGUGCGGGUCUGGGAUCAUCUGCUGCAUUUUCAGUUGCCAUGGCAACUGCAUUCCUAAUAUUGACAAAAAAGUUAAACGCUGAGAAUAUUAAACAUAACACUACUGAAAUAAUAGACAUCACUGAGAACAAUGAUGAUACUCCCUCACAAAAGAAACUCAAGUUAGAUACAGAAUUUGUGAAAAAGUCAUCAAAUAGUGUCAAAAUAUCAUCAAAACAGGAUGAUGAUCAUGCAAAUAGGAAUCAUUUCAGCGACCAAGACCUGGAUUUAAUCAACCAAUGGGCUUUCAUAUCAGAAAAAAUAAUUCAUGGAACUCCAUCUGGUGUUGAUAAUUCAUUGAGUACAAAUGGUGGAUUCAUCACAUAUCAGAAGAAACUACAGGGUGUUCCAAAGAUUGAGAAACUACAGGGUGUUCCCAAUAUUAGGGUGCUUCUCAUCAACAGUAUGGUACCUAGAAGCACCAAAGCUUUAGUUGCUGGAGUCAGACAAAAAUAUGAUAAGUUCCCCAGUGUUUUUGGACCUAUAAUGGAUUCCAUAGAAUCAACGUCCUUACAGAGCAAGAAGAUCCUAGAACAGCUGGCAAUGACAGAGACACCAGAACUGAUGAAAUCAUUAGAGGAAUUAAUCAAAAUCAACAGAUGUCUGCUGGAUGCUAUAGGAGUUGGCCACAAAGACUUGGAUCAAAUCUACAGGGUGUUACAGACACAUGGGUUACCCUGUAAACUCACUGGAGCUGGGGGAGGGGGCUGUGCAUUUGCUAUUCUAAGGCAAGAUACCAGUGAGGAUUUUCUCAAAGAAAUAACAAAGGAUCUGUCAUCACAUGGUUAUCAGUGUUGGGAAACAUCAAUAGGUGGAGCUGGAGUCACUAUCCAUAAAAAAGCAGAUGGACAAUAUCAGAAUGAGGCUCAGUUUCCAAAAACACUUUUUGAUUGAUUUCUGUAGGAUUUUCAAUUGUAAAAUGCCUUAAAUUGUUUAACUUAGUCAAGUGAUUUUGGACCAUAAUAUACAUGUUUCAUACGCAAGGUUAAAAGAACAUUUUUCAUAUUAAUUUUUUUAUUUUAUAUUUAUAUUUACAAUAUAUACAAAUAUACAAUAAAUCACUGCAUAAUACAACAAUGUUCUAAGUGAAAUGUAGGACAUUUUCAUAUUGGAGGAGGUGGAAGGGAGAUUAUCUUGAGAGCAAUAAAAACUUUGAUUUCAGAUCCUCUAUUACUCGUUAAGAUUUUUCUAAAUAAAUUGUGCCAUUGUGAUAACAUUUUGUAUGUUUGUUUGUCUCUUAAACCUCAGUCACAUUCACUCUACGGCAGCUGUAGCUUCACAAAAUCGAUUUAGAAAAUCGACAGCGUACUGCUAACCCUAUAUUUUAUGCUGCAUAUUUCUCUAGAUUUUGGUAAGCUA
Owenia fusiformis is the source of this 1943-nucleotide messenger RNA. NCBI's taxonomy places the organism in Eukaryota, Metazoa, Annelida, Polychaeta, Sabellida, Oweniidae. The record is from the annotation of a GenBank genome assembly.